Acaulospora morrowiae is the source of this 1554-nucleotide messenger RNA. The record is from the annotation of a GenBank genome assembly. NCBI's taxonomy places the organism in Eukaryota, Fungi, Glomeromycota, Glomeromycetes, Diversisporales, Acaulosporaceae.
AUGGCAACAACACCACCUUUUCCUUUUUUAGCUUCGCACCCUGUAUCGGUGCAUACGACACCAGCGGCCGUUGUACCUCCACUGCUAUCUCGCCGUUCGGUUUAUUCCAGUGACCCGCGGGCUCACCUAAUUAGUGCUAACAAUGCCCAAUCGUACGUCCAGGUCUACUCUUCCUCCUUUCCGACCGAGCACCAAUUUUCUGCAAACAACAAUAUUCUUCCACCGAUAAAUUCGACCCAAUUGACUAAUAAUAGUUUCAAUGCUCCGGUUAAUGGCAUGCAUUUUACGAGUGGCGCGUUGGCAUCAUCACCUCAACAUGUCGGAUGCCAUUCGUCAUCUCCGGCGAUCAGACCACGACUCGAGUUAAGACGCUGUAGUGAACCGAACUAUCAUAUCGCUUACAGAUCUCCUACCACGAUGAGUGGGUUCUCGUUUGAAAGUGGACAGCAGCAGCAACAGCAGUCGACAUCGCCACAAAAAAAACAGGCAAUUCGAAUCUCAACUUUGUCAAAGAUCUUGCAAAGUAAUGAUGAUGAAGAACUCGCCAAGAAUAGGCAGGUGAUGCAGCAGAUCAAUGUAAAGAGACAAAGGUUUGGCAACAUGAGAGAGGACGAAGAUCGAGAUAGCGAAGAUUGUGAUAGCAGCAGUAGUAAUGGGUACCUCGAUGGUUGCAUCUCGGAAUGUCUCUCACCGCAGCGAAUGGUUAUUACCAACAAAAGUUCAUCGGUUACCACCAACGAUAGUAGCGAUACUGGAAGCAUUUUGGGUGAACCAGUACCGCAACAGCAACAGAUCCUACGCCAAAACAAAGGGCUCAGGCAUUUUAGCAAACAGGUGUGCGAUAAAGUAGAACUCAAGGGUGUGACGACCUACAACGAGGUUGCCGAUGAGCUGGCAGGAGAUUUUGCAGCCCAGAUGAAAGAACACGGCGGGCAAAAGGUGGAUCAAAAAAAUAUACGACGUCGGGUCUACGAUGCAUUAAACGUGUUGAUGGCAAUGGACAUUAUUGCAAAGGAUAAAAAGGAAAUUAGGUGGCUAGGUUUACCUGGUCGGCAAAUUGACACGAAUUUGGCUUCGUCGUCUGAGACGACAGAGGUCGAAAUAGAUAGGCAAAAUUCUGAAAUCAGAGAAUUAGAGCGACUGAAUCGACGCUUGAGCAAACAAGUGGAUGAGGCUAAAAUCGCCUUCCAAGAGAAAAUAGCUCGUCACCUUCACAUUCGAAACCUUGUGAAGAGAAACAAACAACGUCACGAUCCCUAUCGAAUUUCAAAUAAGGCAAAAUCUGAAAAAGAAGUGUACCUUCCCUUCAAGCUAGUACACUAUCCUCGAGGGACCACGGUCAACAAUCAGACCGCUCAAGAUGGGGUCACUCGAACCCUUUCGUUCCAACCUCACCGACCCACCAUAAUCGAAGAUACACAAGUUCUACGGUGUCUUGGCAUGGACAAGAUUUCACUAGAGGACAUUCAUCAGUGGGUUAAACCUGAACAUUUAAAGUGGAUUAUCACGAAACAAGGAGACGACGGAGAUUAUCGCAUAAGCUGUAAACAGUGA